CGCCCGCGGCCCGGCGGUGCUCGCACACGCCUGACCCCUGGCAGGAGCUGGGAUCAGACCCGAGGGGGACACGAGGCCGGUUCAACCCCCCCACCCCCCACCCUGCGCGGAGCAGCGUCCGCGGGGGCGGGGGCGCGGCCGUAGGAGGCGGCGGCGGCGUUUGUCUCGGGGCUCUGCCCCCGCUCUCAAACGGUGGCCCCUGAGCGCCUUUGCCGCUGCCCUCCCCGCCGCACCUGCUCUGUGCUCCUGGGCCUGCCGCCCGCCCCGCCGCUGCAGCUUGGAGCAACCGGCCAGCCAGUGAUGGCAGAGUAGCCGCCGUGUGCGAGAGACAGCCAGCCCCGGAGCAGGCGGGCGGGCGGCGUGUGCGUUCAGCUGCCGGGCUGUGCCCGAGAGAAAAGUGCCCAGGAGUUACUGGAUGCCUGGGAUUUGGGUACAGUUUGUCAUCUCUUUCCUCUUCUCCCUAACUGGCUCCACCAGGCAUCAUGAGGUUUCUUAGCGACUUUCUUACCCUUUUUGAUGCCUCCAAAGAAGAAAUGCAUCCACCAGGCUCACAAGACACAACUGCGAUUCCUUGAAACCCCAAUAGAGGGGCCUACACAUCACUAUGGAUCUCCAUUGCCUUUGGCUGAGAACCCAAGACGUGUUUCUACCAAACCUCUUGACCAAAAUGCUUCCAUCUCAUGGGUGUCCCCACAGUUUGAAAGCACUGUGUCAACAGGCUUCAAGAGAUGUCAGAAGAACCGGGAUGACAGUCGUGGUUUCCUCCAUGUGGGAGGAGUAUGUCGGAAACACACCGUCUGUAAAUUUCCACCUUUAACGUUUGAGGCUCCACAUGCACACCUCAACGCUGGAGCAACAGAGUGUUCACACUCUAGUGGUAAUCCAGAGAACUGUGGAAAGACAUACCAUAUCCAGAAACAGAAGGGCACUGCAGCAAAGCUCACUACCUUAAUUGACAAGCCUAUGAGCUAUAGAAAAAGGGCCUCUCAGUUUCCUUACCAGCAUGCCGAGCCAGAUGUCUUCAGUCCACCAGAUGUACAGACUCCAGACCUGUCUUCUGUGAGAAGCUAUGGCUGCAGUGGUGCUUUGCCAGAGAGGAACAACCUCUCUCCAAAUCCACACAGUGGCCUUGAUCUCUCUACUGAUACCACUGAGAACCUUGAACCAACAGCUGUACUAGUCAAGGAUACCCCAGAGCAUGAGUAUGGAGUGAAGGUAACGUGGAGAAAAAGGUCUCGCUUGAUGAGAUACCUAAGGGAGAGGGGAAUGUUGAGCCCAAGUGACAUCCUAGUGAAAAAUGUCAGUGCUGAUUCUAGCCAGUGCUGAUUCCUUUGACCAAGAACAGACAGCCUUUGAUGUGAGGGGCACAAUAACUGAAGUCUCUCUUUGCUGGCUUCAAAAUCACAGGCAUUGCUGCUAAGCCUAGAUGGAAGAUCAGGGAAGGGAUAAAGGGAGAAACCAGGACUUCUACUGGAGGCUGAGACUGCAUCAUGCUGCAGAGCGAUGCUUCCCCAGUCCCCGAGUGCUCUUUAGUCUAGCUAAAUCGUCUUCACUACACAGCGAUGGGCGGGGGUGCUGCUGAGAGGCUCCCAUUCUCCAAGAGGCUCUGCGCCCACCCACGUGUCCUUUCCAGCUGGCCAGCAGUAUAGUCCUUGCACCUCGUCCUGGAUUUACAGACCCUGCCCACCCCCGCCUGGGCAUGAGCAAGGAUGCAUCUUAGCACCCUGCUUCAGCCACAGUGAGUGAGCGGCCCACGCUGGCGUCUCUGUGUCCAGCCCAGCCUCCUCCCCGCGCAGCCAUUCUACAGCCCCGCCUCCUCGGAGCCUCCCUCUGCUGCCCACCUGGAGCCGGGUGGCUCAGCCUCCGGGUGACAGGCACGAGGCAAGAGCGGGGGCGGGCCCGCUAGCGCCUGGCAAUAAGCAUGCGCGGGUUCUGCCCUGCUCUCUUCCAAGCACUGUAGCCAAUGAAGGCUCCUAGUGUUGUGCCUUCGACAAUGGCACGAUGCCUCUGUGCUGGGUGCAGUUCCUAAGGGUAGCGGCGGCCAGCGGGGCUAAGUGCGAGUGGCCAGGAUCCCAUAGCAAUGGUGGGGUGAAGAUGGAAAGCGUAGGGGACCGGGCCGGGCUUCGCGGUGGCAAGAGCACAGGCGGGGUGGGUUGGGGGGCACCGGGGUUUCGUCCUGAAGCCUCCUCUGCUGGGGCUGGUGCAGUUUCGCAGGUCUGGUACCUGGGCUCUUGCUCCCCGCUGGUACCAAGUGAGGCGCCCCGGGCUCAGUCACCGUGGAUGCCGCUCGCACCUGGACACGC
Messenger RNA from Pelodiscus sinensis (Chinese soft-shelled turtle), 2303 nucleotides. It is a transcript of the gene RHNO1, whose product is annotated as RAD9-HUS1-RAD1 interacting nuclear orphan 1. Gene Ontology annotation, biological process: cellular response to ionizing radiation; DNA damage checkpoint signaling; recombinational repair. Lineage: Eukaryota; Metazoa; Chordata; Testudines; Trionychidae. Gene Ontology annotation, cellular component: chromosome; nucleus. The record is from RefSeq and is a predicted model, not a curated record.